CUGCAUCUCGCACGCCACGAGAUAGCAGGAUCUAUAUAUCGUCAAAUUAAUCGUACCCUCAUUUCGUUAAAUUGAUGAGUAAUUGUGUUUGAGCAAAUGGAGUUCGAAUGGGUGCUCCACGAGGAAGUGCACUCCUCGUUGUCGCAGCUCCGAAACAUCUUGAUGGAUUGCGCUCAACGGUUCCCAUUGGCUCUCUUCGGUAAUGACCAACACAACAAAACUGACAGAUUCGUCUUUGCAGCUCCGCAUGAUCAAGUCAAAUGUGUUGCUGUUUUGACAGGCGAUAGCAUUACAAAUGCGGAAGUGAAUUUUAAAGUACAGCGACAACAGAAUGUUAAUAUGAGGACCAGUAUUCAAAGUGAACAUCCAUGGAAAUUACAACAGAUUCAAGAUGCUGCUAAUCAUUUACAACAAGGCAUUGCCCAUAUAGAUAACGUGGAUAGACAUUAUCUUUUUAAAACAUCUGACGAAGUCAUGCAUGUGUUAGGUAAUAUUCAGGGUUGUCUUCAGAGGAGCAGAAGUAGUUUAAUAGUUCCUAGGAAGAAAACAAUUGACGAUCUUAUCAAGAGUCGCAAUAUGAAAUCUCUCAACCCAAACCUUCCAGAGAAUUUGGCCAUUAGCUUUUAUAUCCAAAGCUACAAACUGGUGUUAGCUGUCUAUCAGUUAGAAAAUGCCCAUGGCAGUGUCAAGUAUGAAACCCAGCAAGCGGAGUGCAGUGUGCCAUGGUUAAACGAUGCUCUUGUAUUACUUACAAUUGCGCUACAACUUUGUCAACGACUGAAAGAUAAGAUAAGCGUUUUUUCCCAAUACAAAGAUUUCACGGUAGGUUCUCGUGUACCUUCCGCGAUGGGCUGGUAACCUAACACCAAAGGAAUUUUCAUAUUUGAAUCGGAACUUGAUAUAGUAUGAAAUGGUGCUAUGUGCAAGUGAAAAAAAUUUGGCCUCAACCGGUAACACUUGCUCUGGCCUUUGUUUUUACAUAUGUUAAUUGUUGUCCUUUCAUCGUAUGUCUCGUUACACUAGAAUGUUGCUCUAGCGUUUUUAAACACGAUUACAGUGUGAGCCUAGUAUAAUAAUAUAUGGUGUAUUGUAAUAUAUUAACUAUUGAGACACAUUCUGAGAUCAAAGAUUCAUAUGAAUACGUGAGUCGCCAAUGGAUAAUAACAAAUCGUUAUCAUAGAUCAGAAAUGGAAGACUUUGAAGCAUUUUGCCAAUUACUGGUGUGCCUAUCACCAUGUUAUAUUGUGUUCUUCCCAUUUCUGUCGUAGUUUUCAUGAACGUGUAACUUUGGCAUAUAAUGUUUGAACUUGUCAUUUCAUCUACAAAUUGAUAGGAUUCAAGAUAUUCAAUACAUCCACUGUGAUUCUAGAACUCUAUACUAGAAAUCUAUCCUCUCCUUACUGAACAUUUUCAUGUAUUAGUAGAUAUCAAUUUUAUCUUUUUUCAUUAUUCGUUAAUUGUACAUAAUCACUAUAUGUAACCAUUCUCAAUCAUUUCAAUCUCAUGUAGAGUUAUUUGCAUAUCAUAAGAAAACGUUCGAAAAUAUAAAUCCAAAUGCAAUAACUUGGCAUGCUUUUGCUGACAAGAAAGCGUUUUAAUUUAAUGAUGACUAUUUUGUAGUUGUAGAAAAUGCUGUUUUAUUGACCAAGUAUUAUUUAAAGAUAAUAAGUGGACAAAUAUACCAUGUGCCUCAUGAUUCCAAUUUUGGGUAAAAUACCAAUUCUACAUGAUGGUACAAUUUUUGUAA
Linepithema humile (Argentine ant) is the source of this 1747-nucleotide messenger RNA. It is a transcript of the gene rogdi, whose product is annotated as rogdi atypical leucine zipper. The record is from RefSeq and is a predicted model, not a curated record. NCBI's taxonomy places the organism in Eukaryota, Metazoa, Arthropoda, Insecta, Hymenoptera, Formicidae. Gene Ontology annotation, cellular component: RAVE complex.